This is a messenger RNA of Passer domesticus (house sparrow), 4522 nucleotides long. RefSeq names its product nuclear receptor subfamily 4 group A member 3 (gene NR4A3). The record is from RefSeq and is a predicted model, not a curated record. Gene Ontology annotation, molecular function: nuclear glucocorticoid receptor binding; zinc ion binding; nuclear receptor activity. Gene Ontology annotation, biological process: regulation of transcription by RNA polymerase II; cellular response to corticotropin-releasing hormone stimulus. NCBI's taxonomy places the organism in Eukaryota, Metazoa, Chordata, Aves, Passeriformes, Passeridae. The transcript has 8 exons. Bases 642 to 2471 code for a protein of 609 amino acids. Gene Ontology annotation, cellular component: nucleus; transcription regulator complex.
UGGCGUCACUAUUGACGUUUCGCAUUCCAGCCGCUCUAUGGAGAGGCCGCUAGGGCUCCUCUCACAUAAAUGACGUUCAGAGAGAGGGAGCGGGAGAGCAGCGCAGAGAGGCGCCUCCGUCCCCUCUCUCCGGCGCAGGCACACGCGCACCCCGGGGCACUCGCACCGGGACGCGGGCACAGGUCCCGGCCCGGCUCCCGCCGCACACACACAAAGGCACAUCGCGGCGGCGGCCGCCGCUUGGCAUCCCUCGCCCGCCCGCCUGCUCACUCCCUCCCUUCGCCCGGGGACGGGCUCCUGGCUCCUCAGGCUUUUUCAAUCCUUUUCCAUGCCUCGGGAUAACGCACCCUCUGGACCUGCAGCUACCCGGAGUCUGAGGGAUUUUGUGUCUCGGGUCCUGCCGCUGGACAGCGCCUACACACGCCUUUAAGGAAGCGGGCACCUACAAACUAGAUGUAAAGACGGAACCUCCACAGCAACCGAAGCCCGGGUCGGAAGAGCGCCCCCCGCCCAGGCCAGGCCCCGGGCCCGCCUCCGCAGAGAGGUCCCAGCCGGCACCCACCCCGCCGCCGCCGCCGCCCGCCGCCGCCUCCGUCCGCACCUCCAGCCCCACCAUUCAGCGCGCAAGAUACCCACCAGAUAUGCCCUGUGUGCAAGCGCAGUAUAGCCCUUCACCGCCCGGUUCGAAUUAUGCAUCCCAGACCUACGCAUAUGGCUCGGAGUACAGCUCAGACAUCAUGAACCCUGACUAUGCCAAGCUGACCAUGGACCUGAGCAGUACCGAAAUCACUGCCACUGCCACCACCUCCCUUCCCAGCUUCAGCACCUUUAUGGAGGGUUACUCUGGCAGCUAUGAGCUCAAGCCUUCCUGCCUCUACCAAAUGCAAACUGCCUCCUCUGGCCAGAGGCCCCUCAUAAAGAUGGAAGACACCCGGCUGUCCCCAUACCAGCCCUCACUGCCCCCAUCCACAGAUGAGGGGAUGCCCAGCACUUCCAUGUACUUCAAGCAAUCCCCACCCUCCACGCCCACCACACCCGGCUUCCCUGCUCACCAGAGCCUGUGGGAUGAGCCCCCGCUGCAGCCCACGCAGACCUGCCUGCCUCCCGGCCACCUGAUGGACGCCGCCCCCAUGAAGACCGUGCCUCCGCGCUUCCCUCUCUUCCACUUCAAGCACUCGCCUCCGCACACGCCGUCCGCGGCCGCCCACAUGUGCUACGACCCGGCCUCGCUGAGCCUGCCCCUGGGCUCCGACAGGCCCGCCGCCAGCCAGGCUCCCAUGGAGGGCCAUUCCUACGGGCUUCACCUGGCCAAAAGACCAGGCACCUUAGCCUUCUCACCGCUCGGCCUCAACGCAGCCACCUCCAGCCUGAUGGGGGAGAGCAGCGGGAGCGGCAGCAGCGGCCUGCCCUCUCCCCCCAGCAGGAGCUCUUCGUCCGGGGAAGGCACCUGCGCUGUCUGUGGAGACAAUGCCGCCUGCCAGCACUACGGGGUGCGGACGUGUGAGGGCUGCAAGGGCUUUUUCAAGAGAACAGUUCAGAAAAAUGCAAAAUAUGUUUGUCUGGCAAAUAAAAACUGCCCAGUGGACAAGAGACGUCGUAACAGAUGCCAAUACUGCCGGUUCCAGAAGUGUCUCAGUGUCGGCAUGGUUAAAGAAGUUGUCCGUACCGACAGCCUGAAAGGGAGAAGAGGUCGGCUGCCUUCCAAACCAAAGAGCCCCUUACAGCAAGAACCCUCUCAGCCCUCCCCGCCCUCUCCUCCCAUCAGCAUGAUGAAUGCCCUCGUUCGAGCUUUAACCGACUCCACGCCCAGGGAGCUGGACUAUUCAAGAUACUGUUCCACUGAUCAGGCUGCUGCAGGCACAGAUGCAGAACAUGUACAACAGUUCUAUAAUCUUCUGACUGCCUCCAUUGACAUAACUAGAGGUUGGGCAGAAAAAAUCCCAGGAUUUACUGACCUCCCAAAAGAAGAUCAGACAUUACUCAUAGAAUCAGCUUUUUUGGAGCUGUUUGUACUAAGACUCUCCAUCAGGUCUGAUACUGCUGAGGAUAAGUUUGUUUUCUGCAAUGGACUCGUGCUUCAUAGACUUCAGUGCCUUCGUGGAUUUGGGGAGUGGCUCGACUCUAUUAAAGACUUUUCCUUAAACUUAAAGAGCCUUAACCUUGAUAUCCCAGCCUUAGCAAGUCUAUCAGCUCUAACUAUGAUUACAGAACGACAUGGAUUAAAAGAACCAAAGAAAGUGGAAGAGCUAUGCAACAAGAUCACAAGCAGUUUGAAAGAUCACUUAACUUUCAGUUGCCAAAACAAAGGACAACCGCUCGAGUCUGCAGAGCCGAAGGUACUGGGUGUUCUGGCUGACUUGCGUUCUCUCUGCACACUGGGACUGCAGCGCAUCUUUUACCUGAAACUGGAAGAUUUGGUGCCAGCCCCUUCCAUCAUCGACAGGCUGUUUCUGGACACCUUACCCUUCUGAGUCAAACCACCCUCCUGAGAGGCAAACGCCCGCCAGAGCAGGCAAACGGAUCGUGACUUACAGCUAACAUUUCUGCCCUCACUUAACAGAAAAGCCGCUCCGAGUCUAACAUGAGGUCUUUUCUGGCGCUUUGUCCUUACAACCUGAGGCCUGAAACUUACUGGCUUACUGGUUUGGGGUUGUGUUCUUUGUUUUCUUUCGUGUGAUUUGGGUUUUUUAAAUGGCUAAUAUGGCACUUUUGGACAAUGCUAUCCCAGCAGCAGUAAAAGGUUAACAUGACUGUUUUAAAUCUGUUGUUUAACACCUCAUGGUCUAUGAGGAGUAAAAUUGUAGAAGCUGUGUUUGAAAGAACAGCAAAUUGUUGUUUGCCAGGGUAGUAUGUGUUUUGUGAGGAUACCUUUAGCAUACUUCCUGCAUCAAGGGCACAUACAUCAGCACAAUCUAAACAAAAAUUCACUUUUUUAGCAAAGUACAUUCAAUUAAACAUUUCAUACAAAUCAAAUAUAGCAAAAUGACAAUGGCUGUUAGCUCCCAUGUUCAAGUGCAAUUUUUUAAAGUGCUGUCUUACUAAGUCUCGUUUAUUAACUAAUUUAUUUUAUUAGGAAAACAAACAGAAGAAAUCAAGGGAGAAAAUUACAUGCACUAACUUACCUGACAGAGUUUUCCAAACUUGAUUCCAUGUAGCGUGACUUAUUGACAAAUGUAUGUGGAAGACACGGGAGCAAUUGUGGCUCAGUUGUUCCUUAGCUAAGGAAACCCGAGUAAGUAGUGAUUGGAGCAUACAGGGUCAGUAUCAGGGAUAGUUCAGUUCUAGACUUCUAACACAAGCGACUCGUUAGUAAACAGACAGAAGAUGGUUUUCAAGAACAAGCAAGUCUUGUAAAAUAGUAUGAAUGUAAGUGCUAGGAAGGAUAUAGUGGGCUGCGUUUAAACAUUCCGUGUUCGUACUCCUUUUUGUAUGUUUAUACUGUUGAUGCCAUAUUAAUAUGAGAUAAUUUGUUGCAUAGUGUCUUUAUUUGUAUAAAUGUUUGUAUGCAUGGUAUAUUGUAAUGGCUUUGCCUGUAUUUAUUGCAAUGACUGCCAGCUCAUGGGAACCCUGUUACACAUGAUAACUAAAUGGGGUGUUCACACUGACUCAGAUACACCAGUUGGAAAACUAUAUACAUAUAUAUAAUGUGUAUGUAUAUAUAUGUAUAUACCUAUAUUUGUGUGCGUGUGUGUGUGCGCGUGUCUUUUUAUUAACCAUUUGUAUAUAAAAUAUCUCUCAAAUCACAAGCAGAGUUAUUUUACAGUUUAUUUGCAGUGACUUCUAAGGCAGUACUGUUUAGCACUUUGAUAUUAAAAUCUUGCUCAUGUUUUGCUAAAUUCAAAUAAUAUUUAAAAAGUUCAGUUCUAAAAAACUUUAUAUGCACUGUAUUAAGUCAAAAUUUUGUUGGUCAUUUUGCUAAAGAAAUUUUUGAAUGUCAACCUGAUGUCACUGUAUCUUUUGUUAGCUUUAAACAUUCUAGCUUUUGUCUUUUUUUAAACUAUGCUGUUUAUAUGGAAAUUAAAUUAUACAAUCAAACAGAUGCCAAAUGAAUUGCCUAAUUGCUGCAAAGGAUAACCCAGAUAUCGAGUCACUGUAUGGUUUUCAAAAAGUAAUCUGGUAUUUUAUCACUUACUAUGUUUGGAUGUGCUUUUAUGAAAAAAUUAUUCUUAUAUCAAGAUUUAUAGUAGUGUCAAUAGGGAAACAGACUUCUAAUCACUAUAGUUAAUAUUUCUGGUUUACCUGCAGAUAAUAUUUGGAGAAGUAUUGCUUUUUGUAUUGACUUUUAAGCUUAUGUGCAAACAUAAUAGCAUAAUUAAAUAUCAGAGAAGCUAAUGUUUCUUGUAGGUUGCUGUAACAAGCCUGACCAGCAAGACAAAUAUAUUUUGACUGAAUUUGCUUUUGUAUAUACUAAAUAUAUAUAUAUGCAUAUAUAUAUAUAUACACUCACACACAUGUGCGCAUACAAAAACAUACAGACAUAAAAUCCAAAAAAAAGAAUGUUUGCUUUUGUCUCCUUGUGUAA